AUGAUAUUCUUUCGAUUAUCAGAUUGUCUUCGUUGCUCCCAAUGUUACAAUUACAACGGUCAAGUGUGUGUGAAUGCGCCUGAUUGUACAGGCAACUAUUGCCUUUUCGAAGAAACUACUUCGAAUGGAAUUACCACGGUGAAGAAGACUUGUCUCCAACAGGCUUACUAUCAGCUGGAUGACAAUACGUAUGUGACGGAUACUGAAGCAUGUCUUACGAGACAGACCCCUUACCGAACUUACAAAAUCAAAAUUUGUAAAUAUGCUGACAACUGUAACAACCAAUGUUCUGAUGGGCCGAUAUACCCUCCUAUGACAACACAAAUACCAUUCCCACCAGACAACACUUUCCCGCCAAUUACUAAUGGAUUAGUCAACUGUUAUAGUUGUACGGACAACACAGGACAUGACUGCAAAACUGGAAAUUGUCAGGGAAGAUACUGUCUAUACGAACGUCGUCUUACCGGCAAUCAAAUUUUCACGUCAAAGUCAUGUUUGGAAGAGCCCAUCGUCAAAUUGGAUGAUGGCACGGUUGUAAAUGCCGUUGAUGUCUGUGAGCUUCGGAAUACAGCAGAAUCUUCCUAUUACAUCAAGAUAUGUCAAGACAUCAACCAUUGCAAUGGCUAUUGUAUACCUGGAGAAGUUGAUCCUCAAAAGUUUCGACAGCCAUUAUUAACUUGCCCAAUGUGCGAUGCAAUGAAUUCGAAUGAUUGCUACUCCGGCCAAACAUGUCAAGGAAAUUACUGUUUUUAUGAACACCAAAGAAAUCUAUCGAGCGGGAUCGAGUAUGUACGUAAAGGAUGCUCCAUUGCAGCUUAUAUUGCUUAUCCAGAUUCUUCUACAUCGAAAGCUGUUAAUUCAUGUGAAUAUCGAACAUUUGGCAAUGUGGAAUUUCAAGUGAAAGUUUGUAAUUCGGGUGGUGGAUGUAACACACCGUGCCAAGUACUUCGUCCAUCAAAUCCAACAGUAAGUUGUACUCAGUGUAUAGCUUAUAACACUAACGAUUGUACUGGAACGACAUGUGUCGGCACAUACUGCAUAUCAGAGAAUCAGGCUAUCUUGGGAACAGGCGAGUCGGUUGUCAUAAAGAAUUGCACCAACAGUCCAACUGUUACAUAUCCGGACAAAACUCUCUACUCCUCCAAAGGCAUCUGUGAAUACAAGCAAAUCAAUGGAAAUAGCUAUGCCGUCAAACUCUGUGAUUCAAAUAAUUGCAAUUAUCAAUCUUGUUCUUCGAACUAUUACACCUCAACACACCAACCGUCAAAAACAUCUUCGCACAUCUUCAUGAUCUUACCUCUAUUCAUCACUUUAUAUUUGAGUUCACUCUGA
Auanema sp. JU1783 is the source of this 1332-nucleotide messenger RNA. The record is from the annotation of a GenBank genome assembly. NCBI's taxonomy places the organism in Eukaryota, Metazoa, Nematoda, Chromadorea, Rhabditida, Rhabditidae.